GACAAAGACAGCAAGAAGCAAACAGUUGCACAGUUCCCUCAAGAACAACAUUACAAACAACAAAAGAUCGACAGGACCAUCCGCCAGAUCAUACACUUUCCACAAUAUCUACACUAUCUUAGUACUACAUUAGUACUUUUAGAGCCAGCCAACAACUGCUGCUCUACUCACCUUCCAUUCUACAAUCACAACCAUAACUACAACCACAUUCAAAAUGGAGAACUCACCGCAACACUCCCGAUCUGCCUCUUCCGCCUCGCGCCGGUCAAACCGUUCAAACCUCUCUCUCGACCUCUCCAACCUUCCACCUAUGACCCCGCCUACGCCUCCGUCAAACACUCUUCUCUUCACCAAUCUCACCGACCCGGCCAUCUUCCUCCCCGAGAACCUCGAGGUCAUCCGCGACCUCAUCACCCACUCUGCUCCCAUCCAUGCCUUUGCGCCCCUAAAAUCCUUCCGUCGCAUCGUCGUCUCCUUCUUUGACGAGCAGGCUGCCAUCGCCGUCCGCCAGGUAUGGGACAACGAGGCUAUCAUGGGCCAGCAGUGCCGUGUCUACUUUGGCAUGGCCACUCCCGUCGACAAACGCGAUGAGCAUCUCGCUCUUCCUGACGCUGGAAAGCUCUUCUUCAUCUCCCCCCCACCCAGCCCUCCCCACGGUUGGGAGAUGCGCAUGGAGGAUGCGCCCAACAAGCUGGUUCACGCUGAGGAUCUCGCCGAUGCGCUCGCUAAGCUGCAUCACCGCCCUGGACCUAUGGACGAGGACCAAAACUCACCUGUGACUCCUCACGACUCUGCUCUACCAGGUCGCACACGCUCUCGCUCUUCCACUCUGAUCUACAAGCCUGAAGAGAAGAGCAGCAUGCCCGCUGUCAUUGUUGAUGACAUGACAGAUGAGCCUAUCCAGUACAGCCCUAUUGAGCAGUCCAAGCCCAUCAUGGCGCAUACUGCUCGACCUCCUGUCGAGCUGAUGCAUCACGCCUAAGCUGGACACAUUCAUCAAUGAACACGGUUUCUUUUACUUUGGCGUUUAAGGGUACAAAUUACGGUUACUGGGGGUCGGCUGUCGGUCUACCUAGGUCUUCAAUGAGCAUUUCAUCCUCUUAAGCAUGGACAGUACAGGAGUUAGGAAAAUACAUAUUUCAUCGGUUUAUUAUCAUGGAAACAAAUGGAGGCAAAUGCGCCACAUAGGUACAUGGCAUUUGCCCAGCUGGCACAGUUGUAUACUAUAGCUAGUUGAUUAAUACUAGUUCUGAGCACAGAAUUACACCAUAACACAUCCCACUUGCUGAUUCC
Fusarium graminearum PH-1 is the source of this 1293-nucleotide messenger RNA. RefSeq lists its product as uncharacterized. NCBI's taxonomy places the organism in Eukaryota, Fungi, Ascomycota, Sordariomycetes, Hypocreales, Nectriaceae. Gene Ontology annotation, cellular component: nucleus; cytoplasm. The transcript has a single exon. The coding region runs from base 215 to 982 and encodes 255 amino acids. Gene Ontology annotation, molecular function: nucleic acid binding; calcium-dependent protein serine/threonine phosphatase regulator activity. Gene Ontology annotation, biological process: calcium-mediated signaling. The record is from RefSeq and is a predicted model, not a curated record.